Molecule: messenger RNA, 2500 nt
Organism: Brienomyrus brachyistius
Lineage: Eukaryota; Metazoa; Chordata; Actinopteri; Osteoglossiformes; Mormyridae
Product: platelet-derived growth factor C-like
Exons: 6
Coding region: 719-1753 (344 amino acids)
Biological process (GO): positive regulation of protein autophosphorylation; positive regulation of cell population proliferation; positive regulation of MAP kinase activity
Cellular component (GO): membrane
Molecular function (GO): growth factor activity; platelet-derived growth factor receptor binding
Source: RefSeq, a predicted model, not a curated record
CACUACAGCCUCUAUAAAGCGAGAUGGAGGAAAGGCCGCGUCUUAAUGGUUAACCCGCCUCCAGGGAGUUUCCUUGGGAUCUUAAGUUUGACUUUAUCGGCAGCACCUGUCGUGUCUCCAGCACCGCAAAUCCGGCCGGAGUCAGCGGAGUCUGAAUGGAGCUGCACCUCCGCACGGCAUCGCGACUCACUUUUCCCGAGUCUCCACGCAGCUCUUACUUUCGCUCUCAAUGGCGGACUUUUGAAAGCACUUAAAUCUCGGGAUUGAGACAAUCUCAGUGGGAGAAGUUACGGGAAACGACCAGUGACCGCAGAUUUACAUGUUUGUACGCGGGGGUUUCUGAUCUUUUACUGUAAAUGCGCAAGACGAUUGACCCUCUUUGACUCUUCCAUCUGAUCAACAGAUUUUUGCUUUUAAACUGCAUUUAACUGCUGUUUCGUAUUCUGUGUUUAGUCUCCAUGAAUUCAACAGGUGUCGGCUGCAGCCUAUCAGUCCCAAUCCAGCGGCUGCAUUGCACUGGAUACAGUAUCACGGGAGGUAACUGGAAGACUUUCUGGUGACUUUUCCCGGGACGGACCUUUUGCAUGGGAUUAUGCGGAUACCACCCUGCGUGUGUUGUGUGCAAAUGCGCUCCAGGCGAGAUCACCUCGCAUGGUGAAAUAAAACGCGGACCCAGAGUCUCCAAGUGCCUCGGAUUUGCCGCUCACCACAAAGCCAAAUGAUCCUGUCAUUGUUAUUCCUCCUGAUAUCUUCUAGCCCGCAGCAUGGAUCGGAAGCUGAGUCCAGCUUCAGCGGCAAGCUUCAGCACAGCGGUGUGAAGGAGCCGAACGGAGUUGAACAUUCCCAGCAUGAGAAGAUCCUCACCGUCUCAGGCGAUGGAAGCGUCCACAGUCCGAAUUUCCCGCACUCUUACCCACGAGGCAGAGCUGUAGUUUGGAGGCUAGAAGCCCCCGAUAAAGAUGUACGGAUCCGACUGAAGUUCGACGAAAGGUUCGGGCUCGAGGAUCCAGAAGACGGCACGUGCAAGUACGACUUUGUAGAGAUCGAAGAGCCUGCAGAUGGUGCUGUUCUGGGCCGGUGGUGCGGAUCACAAUCUGCACCCGGAGACCAAGUGUCCAGCGGGAACCAGAUUAGGAUCCGUUUCGUAUCAGAUGAGUACUUUCCAUCGGAACCGGGAUUCUGCAUCUACUACUCCUUGGUCUCAAUGAACAUUCCGGAAGCGGUACUCCCUGGAUUGUCGCUGCCAGCCACACAGAGCUUGGAGGCCUUAGACGAGGUUGUGGCUGGUCUCAGCACUGUGGAGGAAGUCAUGAAAUACCUCGAACCCGAUCGCUGGCAGUUGGACAUGGAGGAGCUGUACAAGCCGACGUGGCAGGUGCAGGGGAAGUCCUUCAUCUUGUCCAGGAAGUCCAAAGGGGUCAUGGACCUGAUGAACCAGAUGAGGGAGGAGGUGAGGGUAUACAGCUGUACACCGCGGAACAUCUCCAUCUCCCUCCGUGAGGAGCUACGACGGACCGACGCCAUCUUCUGGCCCGGCUGCGUGUUGGCACGACGCUGUGGCGGGAACUGUGCCUGCUGCUCACACCGCUGCUCCGAGUGCCAGUGCGUGCCCACCAAAGUCCUCAGCAAGUACCACGAGGUCCUCCUAAUAAAGUACAGAGGGGGAGGGAGAGGACAUCAGACAUCGCUGAUGGACAUUGCCCUGGAGCAUCACCAGGAAUGCGACUGCGUGUGCAGGGGGGGCUCGGACUGAUGGCCCUGGGACAUAGGUGCAUGGAGAGCACCGGAAAACGUGCAGGUCCGAUGGCUCUGUUCCGGCCAACUUCGCUCAUGAAUUUACGGAUAAACCACACAAAGGGACGUGCCAAGUACUGCUGUCUAGUCGUUAAAACAGGGAUCUCGGAUUUCUGGAUGGACUGAGCCACCGUGCAUGCUUUGGAGGUCUUUUUUUCAGUGCAUUCUAGAAGAAGAAAAGAACAUGGAUUAAAAAGGAUUAUUCGCUCUUAAAUAUCACUGGAAGUGGUGAAAACCUGAUGAAACCAGACCGGGAGGGAACAGACCCUGGAGCCCAGAAAAUGUCUCUGUCAGAGUUUAGGACUUUGGGACAGUGAUUCAGGGAUGAAUGCUUAAGACUGAUCCUUUUUAAAGUUGCUGUACAUGCCCCCCCCACCUUCUCAUUGGCUACAGUGCCCUGUAGAAAUGGUUACUGUACAUGCCCCCCCCACCUUCUCAUUGGCUACAGUUCCCUGUAGAAAUGGUUACUGUACGUCCGCCUGCAGCACUACCAAAAACCUGAAUUUCGUGAACUAUUUCUGUUUUAAUGAUCAAAUGCAUAUGUACGCCAAAUGCAGUUUCUGUCUGUUUUCUUGUAAUUUGUAAAUGCAUAACCUGGAAAUGGGUGCACUGCACUUAUGCUAAGGUUAUUUAACAUCCUUCUGCUGACUAUGUAUUUCAGUAUUUUUACCUGUUCUUUGUAAUUAAAAAUAAAUAAAAAAAACAA